CAUUCAUCGCAAAAAUCCAUCCGAUUUCGCGACGCGAGCCCUAAUCGAAUUGGGUAUUGGGUGGGUAGGGAUUUGAUUGAUUAAGCAUGGCGGCAUCGCGGCGUCUCCGGGAGCUUCAAGCGCAACCGGGGAACAGGAUGUGCGUGGAUUGCUCUCAGAAGAAUCCGCAAUGGGCGUCCGUCUCCUACGGCGUCUUCAUGUGCCUUGAGUGCUCCGGCAAGCACCGCGGCCUCGGAGUCCACAUUUCGUUCGUGCGAUCCGUGACCAUGGAUUCCUGGUCCGAGAUCCAGCUCCGGAAAAUGGAGAUGAGCGGCAAUGAAAAGUUCAAUUCCUUCAUCGCUCAGUACGGGAUUCCUAAAUCGACCGAUAUUGUUGCCAAGUACAAUACCAAGGCCGCCGCGGUUUACCGGGAUAAGAUCCAAGCCCUAGCGGAGGGGAAGCCGUGGCGGGACCCUCCCGUCGUCAAAGAAACUCUCACCGGCAACGCCAAUGCCAAUUCCAAUGGUAAGCCCCCUUUGAGCGGCGGUAGGAAAGCGGCCUCAGACUUUGGUGGCGAUUCCGGGUGGGAUAGUUGGGAUAGCUACGAUGAUGGAGGGUAUAAUAACAACAAUGAUAGUAAUAAUAAUAAUAUACGGAGAAAUCAGACGGUGGGUGAUUUCAGGAGAGGCGGCGAUGGUGGUGGUGCUCCAUCAAGGUCGAGAUCAACAGAGGAUAUUUAUAGGGCGCAGCUGGAAACCUCUGCUGCAAAUAAAGAAACUUUUUUUGCUAGGAAAAGGGCGGAGAAUGAGUCCCGGCCUGAGGGUCUUCCACCCUCUCAGGGAGGGAAAUAUGUUGGGUUUGGAUCUAGUCCUUCCCAGAUGCCUAGGAAUAAUAACAAUUAUUCUCAAGGAGGGGAUGUUCUUUCAUCUGUUUCUCAGGGGCUCGGUAAGCUAUCAAUGGUAGCUGCUACAGCAGCCCAGUCAGCUGCAAAUGUAGUUCAAGCAGGGACCAAAGAGAUUACUACAAAGGUGAUAGAGGGAGGUUAUGAUUCAAAGGUGAAUGAAACGGUGAACGUUGUUACAACAAAAACAACUGAGAUUGGUCAUAUGACUUGGGGUAUUAUGAAAGGGGUUCUAGCAUUAGCUUCACAGAAGGUUGAUGAAUAUACUAAAGAGGGGGGCAAUGUUGACUCGAAAAAUGAUAAUUGGCAACAAGACAAUAACCAACAGAAUGGCUAUCAUCAGGAGUUUAAUCAGGACUCGAAGGGAUGGAGUUCUUCAGGAGCUGGGCAGUCUUCAUCUGUCAAUCAAGUUAAUUCUGUCAGCUCAGACUCCUGGGAUGAUUGGGGUAGUAAAGAAGAUACUUGGGAGGAACCUAAGAAGGGUUCACCAGCUACAGCUACAGCUAGUAACAAUGAUGACUGGGCAGGCUGGGAUGAUGCUAAAGAUGAUGGAUACGACAACUUUUACCAGAGUACAUCUGAUGAUAAACAUGUGGCUUCUAAUGGAAAAUCAGAUACCAAGUGGACAGAUGGAGGGUUCAUCUGAUCUGAGGGUAGCAAUUGCUAUUACUUGAACCUUCCCUAAAAAACUUUCCCUUCUAAAUCUAGUUAUAAUGGCAUAACUUGCUGGAAGGGCUUGUGAGUUCAAACAUCCUGUAAAAUUGCAAGACAAGGAGGACUAAUUGCUUCCUCCCAGUAAAUGAAGAAACCUUAGAAAAGAAAGAGCUGAAUAGUGUGUUUUUUCUUUUCCAGACCAUUUUUUAUGUAAUUGAAAUUCAAACCACAUUGGAACAUGUAAGAUGAUAAUUGUUUUUUUCUUUUUCUUUUUUGUUUACUGUUUUUCAUUUCGGUUGGAAUUUAUUAUUUGUUUAUUAUUCCUCAAGUGUAUAUAAACCUUUAAAACU
Messenger RNA from Ipomoea nil (Japanese morning glory), 1884 nucleotides. RefSeq names its product probable ADP-ribosylation factor GTPase-activating protein AGD6. Gene Ontology annotation, biological process: vesicle-mediated transport. The record is from RefSeq and is a predicted model, not a curated record. Gene Ontology annotation, molecular function: GTPase activator activity. Bases 87 to 1526 code for a protein of 479 amino acids. Lineage: Eukaryota; Viridiplantae; Streptophyta; Magnoliopsida; Solanales; Convolvulaceae. The transcript has 3 exons.